GGCCCUGCGCUGCAUCCAGCAGCCGCCCGCCCGCAGGCACCGCCGCGGACUCUGCCGCACCAGAGCCGCGCCGCCCCCUUGCUCGGUUUGGCUAGGCCUUGCCCGGCUGCCCUCGGCCCUGCCCGCCGCCAGCGGCUGCGCACGCCUCUCCUCUUCCUCCUCCUCCUCCUCCUCCUCCUGGCGGCCACUGCCCAUGGCAAGGAUGGAGGCCAUCGAAGAGCUGGAGCUCAAACCCUGCACCUCCUCCCUCUACCUGCGGCCUUUCCGCCUCUGCUACCGGCAGAAUGGCACUAAGAAGUCUUGGGAUUUCAUGAGGACACAUGACAGUGUGUCAAUCCUGAUCUUUAAUACUUCACGGCAGUGCUUUGUUGUGGUGAAGCAGUUCCGCCCAGCUGUUUAUAUGUGUGAAGUAGAAAGGCAUCAUCCUCAAGUCUUUCAGAAUCAGGACAGGGAGAGCUUCUCUGAUCUAAAGGAUCCCUUACCUGCCGUGGUGGGAGUAACCUAUGAACUCUGUGCUGGCAUCGUAGACAAAUCAGGCCUGUCCUUAGAAGAAAUUGCAUGCUCAGAAGUCUUAGAAGAAUGUGGCUAUUGUGUUCCUGUUACAGAACUAAGGAGAAUCACUUCUUACAGGUCUGGGGUUGGUGUGACAGGUUCUAGGCAGACAUUAUUUUACGCAGAAGUAACAGAUGAGAUGAAAACUGGAGAAGGAGGUGGCCAACCUGAAGAAGGAGAGCUGAUUGAAGUAGUAGAAAUACCUUUAGAAGAGUCCAUGAAGUUUGCUUAUGAUGAGACUCUCCCGAAGACGAUGGGUGUCAUCUUCAGCUUCAUGUGGUUCCAAAACAACAUAGCACCCAAGCUGCCAACAAAAGAAAAUUAAAGCACAAGGAUGUUAAGAGAAGCUUUCCUGCAGCUUCUGUGGCUACAGAAAACUGCAAAUCUGCCUGCUUUGAUCAACUCAACUUUUCACAGAGCAAAUCUUUCUUAAAAUAAAUGUGGGAGUAAAAUCUGAAUUAAAGUCCUGACCUAAUUUCCAUUGUUACCAAAGCACUUACUGGCUUCACCAGAGCCAGGAUUUGCCUCUGAGAGUCAAAUACUGACUUUUGUAUGGAGGCUAAGUGUGUCCAUGUCUCCUUUCUCAAGGCACUGCUGUACCACUAUUAAAGACUGGAUGAGGCACUUAGUGCCAUGGUCUAGUGGACUGGAUAGGGCUGGGUGCUAGGUUGGGCUGGAUGAUCUUGGAGGUCUCUUCCAAUCUGGUUCAUUCUAUGAUUCUGUUUUGAAGAGUGCUCUGGACUCAGAGCAGCUGCUGUUAACCGUGGUCUGUGGACAUUGGCAGCUGUGUAUUCACUGUAGUUUCUGAUCUGUUUUGGGGAAGGCAGCAAACAUUCAUAGUCACAGCUAUCUUAGCUGUGUUCCCCAGUUCUGCAAGGCCUUCAGGGAGUGGCCUUCUCUGUGGUGUGUAGCUCCUGUGCAGAGAAAACAUUUGCAUUUCUGACCAUGCAACCCUUUAAUUCCAUCAGCAAACAUGUCUGUAAAUCCUUCUGCUAAUGUGUUGCUUGGACAAUAGACCAGCUGUAAGAUUAUGUCCUUCUGUUUGUCCCCACUAUAGUGCUGAGCAGCAGCAAUGGUGGUAGAGGGAUGAAUGAUGGAGGCUUCUACUGGAACACAUGCUUCUUUGUUUGUUUUAUGGGUAAUACUUGAUUAAUUAGACCAAACUUUGUCCUCUAGAACAGGACUCAAGAGACUGCUUCUUACAAUUUGACUAGGAGGUGAAUAACAGAAGUGACUUUUCAGAGGUGUUCUGCAGUCUGUUUCCUUAUCACCCCAGUGGGAAGAAUGGGACUUAACCUUAAGAUAACACUCCUUGAAAUCUCAUGAUCAGAAGUGCUUUAUUGAGAGGUUUUAUCUUCAUUUGUGCAGUGUACAUUGGAGCCCAUGCAGCCUGCAGAGACACAGGGAGCAGCACGAUUUCAUUUAGUAGAGUGAUCUAAUCAGAACAUUGGCACCUUGUUCUGUCAGCGUAAUUUAGAUGUGGACUGCUUGUCACGUGGAACUGUUAAAAGCAUGAAUGAAAGAGAAUCACAUCUGGCAGUUCAAUUAUGCACUAGUUUCUGUUAUUCACUAGUUUAAUGGUCAUUAGCAUGCUUUUGUUGUAUAUUCCAAGAGUACUGAGGUGGUAGCUAUAAACAUAGGUGAGACCUUUAAUGUAGGAACUGGAAUAAAUGCAGUAGAGAGGCCUGAUGGUGUCCAGUGGCUGAUGUAAAAUCACUGCAUGUCUGAGUAGAUGUGUACAGAAAUAGUUUUCUUAGGAAAAUCUUUUGGAACUGGUACUUGCUGCUUGUCCUACUGACAGGGAGGAAAGGUCAUCAAAUCAUAGAAGGGCUGAAGGGACCUUACAGAUCAUCUAGUUCCAAUGUCCCCACCAUGGGCAUGGACACUUUAUCUGGAUGAGGCACUUAGUGCCAUGGUCUAGUUGACUGGCUAGGGCUGGGUGAUAGGCUGGACUGGAUGAUCUGGGAGGUCUCUUCCAACCUGGUUGAUUCUAUGAUUCUAUGACACCUUCCACUAUAUUCUAUCAUUCUAUUAUUAGGUUGUUCAAAGCUUGUCCUGGGAAAGGAGUUUUCCAAGGAAAGCCCCUGAAGAAAGAGCAGCCCAUGUCUAUGGGAGUCAGACAUCUUUUGUGGAAGCAGACACAUUUAUGUUGAAGUGUACCUGGUCUGUGGUGAGUCUAGGGCUGAGUUAGGGCAAAAAAAAUUCUGUCUGAUGUAUUUAUGUUGGAAGGUGGUUUAAGGUGGGGUCUGCACUGCUCCACAUCUUCACUGUGUCUGGUAUAAUGUCUACUGAUUGCUAUUGAUGCCUUCACAAAUGACUACAACAUACAGAAUAAAUGCCUUUUGUUCCAAGCUGUA
This is a messenger RNA of Pogoniulus pusillus (Red-fronted tinkerbird), 2909 nucleotides long. RefSeq names its product nudix hydrolase 14 (gene NUDT14). NCBI's taxonomy places the organism in Eukaryota, Metazoa, Chordata, Aves, Piciformes, Lybiidae. The record is from RefSeq and is a predicted model, not a curated record. The transcript has 5 exons. Gene Ontology annotation, molecular function: metal ion binding; UDP-sugar diphosphatase activity. Bases 194 to 877 code for a protein of 227 amino acids. Gene Ontology annotation, biological process: nucleoside phosphate metabolic process; ribose phosphate metabolic process.